Molecule: messenger RNA, 261 nt
Organism: Venustampulla echinocandica
Lineage: Eukaryota; Fungi; Ascomycota; Leotiomycetes; Helotiales; Pleuroascaceae
Exons: 1
Coding region: 1-261 (86 amino acids)
Source: RefSeq, a predicted model, not a curated record
AUGGAACAUUCUCGUGUAGUUUCCCGUAUCCUCGACUUUGUGAAAUGCGCGUUCGGAUACGAGAAGAGUUACCAUCCAUUAGCUCUCUGGAUCCUUGUUAGCCCCAGUUCCACGGCGGGGUUCUGUAGACCACCUGGAUCUGUGGACCAUCUGGAAGAGGAUGGUCCUAUAGUAACCGAGUCACAUUGUGUGGAAGACACCUACUAUGCCGAAGAGGUUCCCGUCUGUGAUAGAUCAUCUACGGAGGACGCGGCCAAAUAA